AGUGCUUGUACGUCAGCGGGCAGAGCUGUGUGAACAUAAAAGCCCUGUGAAGAGAGAGAGAGAGCGAGAGAAACACAUCCACAGACAGACAGACGGGUGAGGAUGGAGGCAGACGAUUACACACGGAGAGGGAAGGAGAUGGUAGAUUUCAUCCGGCGGUAUCUCACAGGCAUUCGUGACAGGCGUGUCGUUCCAGACGUGCAGCCAGGUUUCAUGCGUCCUCUGCUGCCCACCUGUGCCCCGCAUGAACCAGAGGACUGGAACUCCAUCCUGCAGGACGUGGAGAACAUCAUCUUGCCCGGGGUGGUGCAUUGGCAGAGUCCUCACAUGCAUGCGUAUUUUCCAGCGCUGAACUCAUGGCCGUCUCUGUUGGGUGACAUGCUCGCAGAUGCUAUUAACUGUCUCGGCUUCACCUGGGCUUCGAGUCCGGCGUGCACUGAGCUGGAGAUGUGUGUGUUGGACUGGUUGUGUAAAGCGCUGGGCUUACCAGAUCACUACUUACACCAUCACCCACAGAGCACUGGAGGAGGAAUACUGCAGAGUACGGUCAGCGAGUGUACUCUUGUGGCUCUUCUGGCUGCCAGGAAAGACAGAAUCCUGCAGAUGAAAAGCGAAUCGUGUCACGCUGACACAGACGAGUCUGUGCUGAACUCUAAACUCAUCGCAUACGCAUCCGAUCAGGCUCAUUCAUCGGUGGAGAAAGCAGGUCUGAUCUCGCUGGUGAAGAUCAGAUUUCUGGAGACAGACGAGGCGUUUGCGUUGCGUGGAGAAACUCUUCAGCGUGCCAUCGAGGAAGACAGAAAGAAUGGAUUCAUACCUGUCAUGCUGUGUGCGACGCUCGGCUCCACUGGUGUGUGUUCAUUUGAUCGUCUGGAUGAACUGGGUCCAGUGUGUGCGCGUGAAGGUCUCUGGCUGCAUGUGGAUGCGGCGUACGCAGGUUCAGCUCUUCUGUGUCCUGAGCUGCGCUACUUCAUCAACGGAAUCCAGUUUGCAGACUCGUUCGUCUUCAACCCGUCCAAGUGGAUGAUGGUUCAUUUCGACUGUACGGCGUUCUGGGUGAAACAUAAACUGAAGCUUCAGCAGACGUUUACCGUGGACCCGCUUUACCUGAGACAUGACAACUCUGACACGACUGACUUCAUGCACUGGCAGAUUUCUCUGAGUCGACGCUUUCGUUCGCUGAAGUUGUGGUUUGUGAUGCGUUCGUUUGGACUGAAGAACCUGCAGGCUCACAUAAGACACGGUGUGGAGAUGGCAAAGCUCUUCGAGUCUCUGGUCAGGAGUGACACAAACUUCCAGAUUCCAGCUCAGCGUCACCUCGGGCUCGUGGUUUUCUGUUUAAGGGCAGGGAACGGCCCGACGCAGGAGUUGCUGAGAGAACUGACGAAGUCCGGGCAGAUAUUUCUGAUUCCCGCCGCCAUCGGAAACAAACUCAUCAUCCGCUUCACGGUCACGUCUCAGUUCACCAGCGCUCAGGACAUCGAGAGAGACUGGAAGCUCAUACAGCAGACGGCCAGAGAGGUGCUGCAGACCCGCGGGCUCACGCGAGAGCCCAGCCUGGUUUCCGACGGCGACAGCUGCGAGGAGAACGCUGAGGAGGAGCAGGAGGAGGUCCUGAUGAGCAUCCAUUCCGAGCUGAGCAGAAUGCGUCUGGAGCCCAUGAUCGACGAGCGUCUGGUGCGGCAGGGACAGAGACGAGCCAUCCGCUCGCUGAGCUGCAGCGCCGAGCUCCCGCCCGCCAGACCUGAUCGCAGCCACCCGUCCAACGAGGCCCUGCCCUCGGGCUCCCUGCCGCAGAUCCCCGAGCGGCCGGCACGCUUCGAGCCACGGGCGCAGAAGCGCUUGCUGAAGGUCCACAGCGUUCCCAGUCUGUCGCAGGUGUGGGCGCAGUGUGGCAUGCAGCAGCUCUAUCACCCCUUUAAGAGAGGCUGGGUCACCAGCCGGGCGAGCUGCUUCAACUGCUUCCCUUUAGCCGACAGCCGCCCUCUGCCCACCAAAUAACACCCAUACUGACAACAACAACACACACACACACACACACACACACACACACACACACAUCAAACACGUACAUCACGCACACACACACAUGUAUGUCUUUAUUAAUACACACGCAUUCAUUUCCAGUCAAGCGUUUAAAAAUACUUUACUGAGUUCAUGUUUGUCUUGAUCUUCAUCAAAUACUGAGUUCAUGUUUGUCUUGAUCUUCAUCAAAUUCUUUUGAAGUGUUUUAUUAUUAUCAUUGUUUCUGAGCACAGACUCUACUUUUUAACUGUUAGUUUAUAGAGAACCACAGAAAUGGUGAAUUAUGAAUAUGAUUUGGUGUUUAGGUCAAUAAAUUCAUCAAAGA
Messenger RNA from Triplophysa rosa, 2350 nucleotides. It is a transcript of the gene hdc, whose product is annotated as histidine decarboxylase. The coding region runs from base 103 to 2001 and encodes 632 amino acids. Gene Ontology annotation, biological process: L-histidine catabolic process; histamine biosynthetic process. Lineage: Eukaryota; Metazoa; Chordata; Actinopteri; Cypriniformes; Nemacheilidae. The record is from RefSeq and is a predicted model, not a curated record. The transcript is spliced from 12 exons. Gene Ontology annotation, molecular function: pyridoxal phosphate binding; histidine decarboxylase activity.